AUGGAUCCGCUUCCAUCUGGAGAACCGGGGCCCUUUUCUCAUGCUCUACCUAUUCGUGAUGCAGCCAGCGGGUCUUUAUUCAACCCCGAACGUAUACAACAGAAUGGUGACUCGGUACACUCGAGCUCCUCCAAGCACUCUCAGAUAGCUGCGACGGCUAUUCUGAACAGUGGCGAUGUGAUCAUUGAAUAUAUUCCUCCAGACCACUUAUCACCCGAGACAUCAAGGCAAUCGAGCUAUAGAUGGCGAGUUUCGAGUGAUGUGCUUGCGAAAAACAGCCCGUACUUUCGUGCUUUGCUUGACCCGAACAAGUUCUCGGAAGGCAGGCAGCUUAUGAAACAGAGAAUCACACGCGACCGACAAACGACCACGGGUUCCGAGAAUGCUGAAUCAAAGCAACCAUCAGAACUUGACGAGGAACCAGUCUGGGAGGAUCUACCUACAGUCCGGUUACCCAGUGAUCACUUCUCACCGAAGCUUGGAGUCGAUGCCAUUGAAAUGUUUCUCAGGAUCCUGUCUUUGGAUGCAUUUGAAGAUGAGGCAAGAAGAAACUUCGACGCGGAGAUCAAAACGCAGCGUACUUCCUUGAUAUCUAGGGUAAUCCUACUGGCGGACUCUUUCAAUUCUCCUCGCGUCGUCAAGGAGACACUGAAGAGAUCUGGCUAUGCUUAUGGAAGGAAAGUCGCCUUUCCAAAAUUUGAUGAUCAGAUGUUGAAGUUGGCCGAGGACCGGAUUCGACAAUCAUUAUAUAUAGCCCAGUUUCUUGAUGAUAGCACUGUCUUUAAGAUUUUGACGCACACCUUGAUCGUUCUAGGGUCACGAUCUUGGGCAAACGGCGUGGAAAAGCCGACAUCUCCACAGACGUUUCCUUGGUGGUAUUUAUCUGACGGGUUAGAAGAAGAACUAUAUUAUAGACGACAAUGCAUUCUAAACACCAUCACCGACCUGCAAGCAUAUUUCCUGCGAGCAUACGGCGCAUUGGAAGAGACAGACGACCCCAAACCAACGAAUGCCAUCUCCUUCCUGGGCGGAAACCAAUCCCGCCACUACCAGUGUCGCUGCGGCUACGGCAACUCCAGCGCCUGUGACAUGUUCCACCUGGGCCAGAUGACUCGAUUUUUCGCAUUACGCACCAAAACCGUCUUCCUAGGGUCCAGCCUAAUCGAUCCAGACUUUGGCACGGACCCCGAUGGUGACGGUGACGGUGACGGCGACAGCAACGGUCUGGACCCCCCUCCCUCGUCAACCAGCGGUCCGCCCACCGACAUCUCGGCUAUCAUCUCCUCCCUCAAACAGUGUCCAGACUACCAAAUCGACUCCAACCACACUGGCUGUGGAAUCCGCCGCCGCUUCAUCCCUCCCCUGGAUUGCAUCGAGGGGCUCGUGGGUGACCGCAGAGGUCUUUUGGGAAUCGAGCUCAACCGAUGGGAUGUAACCCAGUGGCCACUUGCGUCAGGAUCCUGGGCUAACCGGUCCCUGCGACGCGCUCUGGUCAUCGAGAUCCAUUUCGCCCGAAUCAGCGCCAUCCCGCGCAUGUCACCUGGUCUUAUUCUGGCUGACUCGAGAGAAGAAUCCGCUCGGCUGUUUUUUACCGCUAAGAAGCGGAGAUGGGAGGCUUGA
Aspergillus melleus is the source of this 1620-nucleotide messenger RNA. RefSeq lists its product as uncharacterized. The transcript has 2 exons. Lineage: Eukaryota; Fungi; Ascomycota; Eurotiomycetes; Eurotiales; Aspergillaceae. The coding region runs from base 1 to 1620 and encodes 539 amino acids. The record is from RefSeq and is a predicted model, not a curated record.